Magnusiomyces paraingens is the source of this 5823-nucleotide messenger RNA. RefSeq lists its product as uncharacterized. Gene Ontology annotation, molecular function: guanyl-nucleotide exchange factor activity. NCBI's taxonomy places the organism in Eukaryota, Fungi, Ascomycota, Dipodascomycetes, Dipodascales, Dipodascaceae. Bases 1 to 5823 code for a protein of 1940 amino acids. The transcript has 2 exons. The record is from RefSeq and is a predicted model, not a curated record.
AUGGUUAUCCCAAUUCCACCUCAACCCUCUAAACACUCCUCACUCACCUCACAUCCUGCACACUCUCUAUCCAGCAAACGUCCCCCUCAAAUCCAAACUUCUUCACUCUACUGCAAAUCCCAGCGCAAAACAGCAGUAUCAUUCAGUUGUUCCUAUCUGCCGCAACAAUUCCACUCUUCAAGCAUAUCUAAAAACAUGAGUCUCGAUGACGACAGCAUUCGAUUAAAAUCGGCCUCCACUGCAUCUCUCUCUUCCACAAUCUCCCAUUCCCAAAUUAAUAAAGAACUCCCCCCUCUUCCAAAAUCAUCCAGCAGUAGGUCUAAAAAACACUCGGCAGUUUACCGAAAAGCUUCCUUUAAUGUUCCCCACGAAAAUAAAAAUUUGAAGAGCAUUUCCCGUCUCAACCACUCAUCUCCACAGAUUCUUCAAAGACCACCCAGCCCAGCAAGCAUAUGUUCCGAUGACAGCUCAGAUAGCUCAGAUUCUUAUGUUAUGACCCUUUCCCCAAACAACCCAUUUAUGCUCUUUAAUGCGGAAACCCACACCCCUAUUCUAAAUCAUAAUAUCUUUGAAACGUCACAUACUAAUGACGGAAUUUCACCCCCAAGUCCGGCUAACUUUAUCAGCAAAACUAAUCAAAACACUCCUCCUUCUAGAAACAUUAUGCAUGAAUCACAGGUUUAUCCGGAAAGUACUAUUAAUUCAUGCAACCUAGUUCCUGGUUUCAAAGAUAACACGCUUAGGCCCAUUAAUUCUACUCCGAGAAUUCAAGAUGAGUAUAUAGCCCCUGAUGAAAUGAUAUCGAUAAAAAAGACAGAAUCGCCUUUGACUGGUUUGAUUCAAAUUUCCGGAUAUGAGUCUUUGGAAACCGGUUCAGGGAAAGUUAGUGAAAUCCGCAGCCGCAAUGGAAGUGGUUACAAUGACACCGACAGCCGCAAUGGAAGUGGUCAUUAUGAAGCCAACAGCCACAAUUGCUGUCAAAACUGUCAAAGCUGUCAAAGCUGUCAGAAUUUAAUCUCUCAACCCCAAGAUUCUUUUACUCAUUUAUUGAAAAAUAAUGGCACAUUCCCCAAAGUCAACAGUAGUAAGAACGAUUUACGGAAACAAUCCAGCGCUUCUUUUUCAGCCACUAUUGUGGAUGAAAUAGCAACCCGACCAAACAAGCCACAGGUGCAGCAACCUUCUUGUAGCUCCUCAAAGCUUAACAAACCUACUUUAAAAGUUAAAAGGUCUGGUGAGGAAGUGUCCAAACCAGAUGUUGCAACAGCACCAGCAUCAAAAGCUUCUUCUCAUAAAGCUUCCCUCACACCAAGGAAAAGCGUUCCAUCAUUAUCUGAAUCUUUUCCUAUAAAUGCAAGUGCUCUCGCUCAACCUCCUUACACAUGUUCUUCUGCCACUGUCUACAAAACUCCACUUUUCCAAACACCUGUCAAUAUAUCUUCUCCUCCUUCUGCUCUUGUCAUUGGCCCUAUUGACUUUGCACCUGACGCCAUGUCCCAAAAUAAAAACUCUUUCUCAUCUCCAAUCAAGUUUGAAGACGUUUUGCUCACCAACAAUUCUCUUGAUUCCCCAAUGAACCAGCCUGUAUUCAUUGAAGCUGAAGUCAAUAUCAAGCGUACCUCUGCUUUGAGACACAAGCCCAAAGCUUUGGCUGGAAUCACUUCUCACCAAACUACUUCUUCUUUGAGUUUAAACAAGACUCGCGCUCUUCAACCUACAAAGCUAGUCACCCCAGAAGUCAAGCGCAACAGACGUCGCUCCAAGUCUCUUGACGCCUUUGCCAAUAUUUCUUCUUUUUCUUCUUCUUCCUCAGCUCGCAUUCGCUCUUCCCGUAUUGCUCCUUCCUCUGCAUCAAAAGUUGCUUACACUCAUCUUGCAUCACCUCUUACCUUUCAAAACACUUCAUCAGCCUCGUCUUCGAUUAAGUUUUCAGAAAAAUUAUUUAAUCAAGACGGUGACUUUAUUUCUAGAAGACCCUCUGAAAUUAACAAUGACAGCAAGUCUCCCAAUAUUCUCCCUCUCAAGCCGACUCAACCCCAGUCAGCCUCGUCAAAAGCCACCCAAUCCAUUCUUCUUCCUGAUCCCCUGCGUGAAACUUCCAAAAAGAGCCGCAGACCUUCUGACUCCACAAAAGCAUCAGGACCCACUAAAGAUUUGUCGUCACCUACACCUGUACGAUUGUCAUCCACUAAACCCAAACCAGAAGCACUUGCAUUGUCUGAUACAACCAAACAGAUUUUCUCUUCCCAAAUCUCUGCACCCAAAUCGCCUCUCACAAAGCCUACCAAGCUUUCAUCUGCAUCAACCUCCAUUUUCCAGGCAUCCGCUUCCGCCAUGGCUACAAACUCAAUUGGGUUUGUUGUUCCAGCCGUUUACGAUCCAAAGUCAAAUACUGAUGACCUUGCCUUGUCUCACAAUGGCAACCUUAUUCCCAUUGAAACUUUGAACAAGUCAUUUUUGAACUCCAACCAAAAGAGUUCAAAGAAAAUUCAAUACUCUCGCAACAAGAGUUCUGAUGACAUCUUUUCUAAUGAUUUUUUCAAACCCGAUGGAGACGCUUUUCAAGGAUAUUUUUCUUCUCCCUCUACACCAACUAAAUCCAAGCACAGCUUAAAAAGAGAAAGCAAUAGUAGUAAUGACUCUAACAACAACUUUUCUUACUCUUCGCUGGCAUCUGACUCGGGCUCUUCCACAAACAGCAGCACUCCUAAACCUAAAAAUAAAGGUCAUCGUCGUAGCAGAAGUAGCAGCGACUUUGAUACCACUUGGAUCGAGCGCAGAAAAACUCUUCUUGGUAAUAGUAGUCUUAAUCACACUGUUACUUCUCUGGAUGACAACAUGGGAGAUCGUACCGACGCUUGGAGGCUUUUAGACUCUAAUCGGAGGUUGCUGGAAAAUUACCCCCGUUCCUUUUCUCCAGUUAAUGCUGCCUCCAUACCUGUGAAACAGUCUCAAAAGGAAAAUUACACAUCCAAGCAUAAACCAUCCACUGAUACAUCGCUAACUCAAGUUCAAUCUUGUCAAACACACACCGAUUUAACUAAAAAGCCUAGUGUGUGUGCUUUCUCUGCUGCUAACAGCAGUCAUACCACUCUGCACUCUUCUACUUCUUCAUUUAAAUAUCAUUCCAGUACUGCAAAUUUCACCUCCAACUCCAACUCUUCUUCUUCAAAGCAACAGAAAAAAUUGAAACUAUCAAAGUCAACCAUGAAUUUUGAAACCAAACAACCAACUCGUAGAGAGUCGUUGCCUACACCUGUCGACACGGAUCUUAAUGUUCAGAAAAAGCUCCGUACCAAGUACAACUGUAUUCGCGAGCUCAUCUCUACUGAAGAAAACUUCGCAAAGGAUUUGAACAUUGUUUUGUCAGUCUAUGUCAAGUUUGCCAGCAUACAACCAUACAGCGAAUACUUGGACAAUCGUGAUUUAAUUACUCUGUUUGGCAAUAUUUCUUCUGUUUUGGCUGCUUCACAGCACUUUGUCAAGAGACUUCACAGACUUGUUCCUUCUUAUAUUGCAGAGGAAUGCAGCUUGGAUGCUUCUGAUCCUGACAAUCUUCUUAAAGACGUUCCAUCUAACAUUGGUAUUGUCUUUUUAGACUAUUUGCCAAUGAUGGAAAAGCCGUUUAAAGAGUACUGUGUUAAAAAUAAACACCAGAUGAAUACCUUUUACAGAAUCAAAAAUAUUGCAUGUCCCACCAUUGAAAAAUGGCUUCUUGAGUGUAAUGAACUUUGCAAACCUGUCACUGCUGCUUGGAGUUUGGACAGUUUGUUGAUCAAGCCUGUUCAGCGUCUUUUAAAAUACCCUUUGCUUCUUAGUUCCAUUUUAAAAAACACUCCAGAAAGCCAUUCUGAUUAUCUUUCUUUGAAACAUGCUUUGCGUGAGAUUGAAAGUUGUGCUCAAGGUAUUAAUAAUGAAGCUGAUGGCGCUUCUCCCAUUUCUCCUGUUGCAAUUGAACACUCCUUUACAGACACCCCACCUAGCCCCGAGUCGGUUACUUUUUCUCCAGACGACUCUCCAGCUAGUAGCAAUAGCUCAGCUGCUUCUUCAGUCUCCGCCAAUAAUCCUCCUUUUUCAUUCAACAGCCCUGAGCACAAUAACAUGAUGGAGCUUUUAAAGGAAAAUAGCGAUGCUGAUCUUGAGCUAAACAAUCUUAUCGAACAAUUUAAAACCAAAAACUUAGAUGUUAAAAAGUUCGUGGAUGCUAUCAAUAACCAUGUUUGCAAAAUUCAAAACCACUUUGAUGUCACUAAUAGCUUGGCUCAUUAUUGGAUGAACUGGGGUGCUCUUAUGGAUGACGAUGUGACUAGUAGCACUCUCACCAUUGACGAGCCCAUCAAUACGUUUUCUAGUCUCGAUGACACUCUUGAAACUACAUUAAAACGUGCCCUUUUGAGCAUUAAAAAGUAUCGCAGAUAUUCCAUGUUUUGCAGUCCAUUCACCACUGCUUCUUUUGCCCAUGCUUCUACAAACAGACUUAAAAACCGUGUUGACAUUGAGGUUCUUCCUCCUAUUUAUCAAGUCUUAAAUUUUUUCAAAAGAGUCGAAGGUUUGAUUGAAGAGCGCGCCCGCCUUCAUGUUCCUUUCCAAAAGUACAUUGCUCAAAAAAACGCUCAUAACUCUCUUUCUACUUCCACUCCAUUUUCCUCCUCCGGUUUGUCUUCUUCUUCUUCUUCUUUUUCAUCCAUGACUGAGUAUGGCCCCGAGUUUAUUAUGCGUCGCAAUGCCGAUCGAUUCUGGCUUAUUCAUACUAAGUUGAAGACAGAACUUCCCGCCCUCUUCAACCUGUCUAAGAAGAUGGCAGAAACGUGCUUGAUUAAGUUUUUGGAUGUUCAAAAAGACUGGUUCCGAAAUGCAGUUGACUCUACUUCUAAUGCUUUCCAGCUUAGAUUGGAGGAUAUUCAACAGAAUAGCAUUAAUGGUGAUCCUAUUGUGUCCUCCUUUUUAUCCAAGAGUAAAACAAAUGUGUCAAAGCGCAUUAUUGAACAAGAGUUGAAAAUUUGCCGCAAAGUGAAGCCAUAUUCUAUGAAGACACUGAAAGAUUCUAGAUCGUUUUCCUCUCUUUCUUCUAGUGGAGAGAGUGCCGCUGAAGACUCUUUUUUGUCUAAUGAAGAAACUGUUUUUGAUGAGUCUUUUUCUCAUGGCUCUAUUAAAUCUGUUUCUCCUUACAAGUCAGUGCUCCCCUCAAACCAGGGUGAGACGCAGUCAACCAUGGAUACUAGUUUUGGUUCUUAUGACAAGAGUAAUUCCAAGGCUCAUUCUACUCCUCGCACCAUUCAUAAAAAGGCAUCUUCUCAUUCUUUUUCUCGGUUAUACAAUGGCAAAAAUGAUGAUACUGAUGCGGAUUCUAAUUCCGAGUCUGAAGAGACAAAGCACGACAUUAGCGAGCCAUGCAUCAAACCUCCUUUUAAGGGUCCAAAUUUUACUUUCAAUUCUCCCACACACUAUAUUCCUAAAAAGGCUCGUUCACAAUCCCAACCCCACAAUACCUUUUCUUCUACCACUGCUGCAGCAAUUCAAUCAACGGUAGCAAAUACUACUGCAUCUUGUUCUCCAACCCCACCCACAGUCAAGACAAGAACUACUUCUUUGUCUGGAGUUUCAAGCUCCCCUCCCAAGCCCUCCAUGAACAGCUCGUCGCUGGCUGGAUCGAGCCACUCUCGUUUCCAUACUUCAGCUAUUUCUUCUGAUGACCUUAAUGACGUAACCCCCUCUCAUGAUGGCCAACCACGCCGCCAUGUGAGAAGAAAGAGUUCUCUUGGGGCUCUUUCUUCAUUGCUCCCGCAUAAGCUUAUGAAAAACAAUUACGGGUCUGCAAUUUAA